Molecule: messenger RNA, 2081 nt
Organism: Candoia aspera
Lineage: Eukaryota; Metazoa; Chordata; Lepidosauria; Squamata; Candoiidae
Gene: CCM2L
Product: CCM2 like scaffold protein
Exons: 10
Coding region: 136-1824 (562 amino acids)
Biological process (GO): heart morphogenesis
Source: RefSeq, a predicted model, not a curated record
CGGGGCAAGAACUGGGCUGUAUGACAUCAGGACCAGAAGCUGGUGGGGUUUCCGACACAGGAUGGGAAAACAAAGGCUGGAUGGCGUAGAGGAAAAGGCGUCUUCCUGGGGACAGACGCUGAGCACAGACGGGACAUGGAGUAUGAAGCAAAGAAAGGGAAAAAGGGAUUCGUGUCCCCCAUCAAGCGCCUGGUCUUCCCAAAGGCCUCCCGCAAGCAGGCUCUCAAGGGCAGCGCUUGUCGCCGGCGUCCCCUGCACUCCGUGCCUUUGUACCCUCCCGGCUAUCUCAUUGACCCGCAGAUCCUCCUGCAGGACUACGUGGAAAAGGAGGUGAAGUUUUUAGGCCAUUUGACCUGGGUGAACACUUCCCUGAACCCCUCCAGCCGCGAUGAAUUGUUGCAGCUAUUGGACACCGCAAGGCAACUAAAAGAGCUCCCUUUGAAGACCAGCUCUGAGCAGGACAGCAUUCUGAGCCUUUCCGCCCGUUGCCUGCUUCUCACCUGGAGGGACAACGAAGAGCUCAUCUUGAGGAUCCCCACGCAUGAAAUUGCUGCAGCUUCCUACCUGAGAGAUGAUGCGCUGCACCUGCUGGUGCUUAAGACAGGCCUGGGCGUUGACCCGGUUCCCGCGGGAGGCACCCUGGACCUUUACCCAGGGGUCUUGCAGCUGGACAAGAAAGGCCCGGCGGGAGCAGCUGAGAAGAGGCCCCCAGACUCUCGGCAGCUGGGGGGCACCAUGGAACGGCGCCACACCAUCUGCAGCCUGGACUGGAAAAUGGCCCGGGGUGGGCCGGAGGGCCGGCCCAGUGGCGGAGGAAGCCUGGAGCGGAAGCAGGCCACGGGCAGCUGGGAGAAGAGGCAGCGGGCCAGCAGCAGCACCGGCAGGGCCUUCGGCAGCUGGGAAGGGGGCCGAGUGGGGGGCAGCUGGGAGCGGGGCAAGACCUACGGCAGCUGGGAGCACCGGCACAGGGACAGCAACCCGCUGGACCCCAAGGAGCCAAGCCCGGACGCCUACUGCAACCUCGUCAUCCUGGCCGUGGCCGACCGAGACACUGCUGAGGAGUCGUGUGCUCUGAUUUGCCAAGUUUUCCAGAUCAUUUACGGCGACCAAACCAUUGAAUGCGUGGAUCGGGCCGGCUAUCACUACACCUCCACGCCGAAGCGUCCUUGGCUCUCCAGCCGGAGUGAGAGCUGUCGGACCGACGGGACGUACGGUUACGAAGCCGAUUUCAGCUGCUGCAGCUCCUUCGACGGCUCCCACGAGACCUUUGAGGCAUACUGCAGUGGGUCUUCCUCCCCUUUGCUUCACCAGUCGCAUCACAGCCUGGCAACAGCCUGCAGCGGGAGUGACCAGAGCAGCACCAGCCUGGAGCAACUGCAGGACUACAUGAUGACGCUGAGAAGCAAGCUGACUCCCCAGGAGAUCCAGGGGUUUGCCCUCCUGCUCCGGGAAUACAGGACUGGCUUGGCCAUGGAGAAAUACUGCGCAGGCCUGCUCCACCUCUACGGGGAAAAGCGGAAGUUCCUCCUCUUGGGAAUGCGGCCAUUCAUCCCUGACCAAGACAUUGGCUACUUUGAGAGCUUCCUGGAGAACAUCGGCAUCCGGGAAGGAGGCAUUCUGACCGAUAGCUUCGGCCGCAUCAAGAGGAACAUGAGCACCACCUCGGCUUCGGCCGUGCGGAGCUACGACAGCUGGUCUUUGCACUCUGAAUCUGGGUCCUUCAAUCGCCGGAUCGCCAACAUCACCCACGACAUUGAAGCGCUGGCAGGGGAUGAGGAAGAAGAGGAGGCCGGCCACGGGAGUGAUGAAGACAACUAUCUCUAACGGGGGACUGAUGGGCCUGGAAGGAGGAGAGACCCUCCUCUGAUUUGUUGCAUCCAUCUGCCUGGAACGGAAGAGGACUUGAUACAGUGGGGAAUUCUGGGAGAUGAAGUCCACCGGUCUUAAAGUCGCCAAGGUUGAGAAACAGCGCUCUAGGGUGAAAGCCACAAUGCUGAACCGUAAUCCCCGUGGUCUACCUGUGGCAUCUCCAGAGGCAUUGGCUUGAUUACUCUGAGAAACCUCAGAGCUGUGAAUAAAAU